AUGGCAGCCGCAAAUGAUUCUCCUUUGGUUCUUGUAACCAGUGCAUCAGGUUUCAUUGCUACCCACAUCAUUAAGCAAUUGCAAGAAAACAGCUACAAGGUGAGAGGUGUUGUGCCAAACUUGGAAGAUGAGGAGAAAGUUAAACAUUUGCAUAAUUUAUGUCCAGAAGCAAAUGUCAAAUUGGAGUUAGUUCAGGCUGACACUUCUAAGUCUGAAGCAUGGGAUGAGCCAGUCAAAGAUGCUCAGUAUGUUAUUCAUGUGAUCAGUCCUUUUCCAAAGAACAACUCCAAAGAUGAUAAUGAACUCGUUCAACCAGCAGUGGAUGAAACUUUGGCUGUCUUAAAAGCAUGUAUAGCAGCUAAAUCAGUCAAAAGAGUUCUCAUGACCAGCUCCACUGCAGCAAUCUUGAGCCAUUCUGAUGCUGGAGGUGAUAACAAAGUGUAUAAUGAAGAUGAUUGGUCUGAUCCAACAAAACUUGAUCCCUAUGGUAAAUGCAAAACUCUGGCUGAAAAAGCAGCCUGGGAAUAUAUCAAGGAGUUAUCAGAUGAAGAAAAAAUAGAGCUUACCGUUAUCAAUCCCUCUUAUGUAAUGGGUCCAGUACUGCCAGGAACACGAUGCUUUAGUUCCGAGGUUGUAAAAGUCUUGCUGGAAAGAGAUAUUCCUGUUGUCCCGAAAUUAAACUUCUCUAUUGUGGAUGUGAGAGAUGUUGCUGCAGCUCAUGUCAAGGCCAUGACAAUGGAAGAGGCUGUAGGCAAACGUUUCAUUGUGAAUGCCAGUGAGAUGUGGAUGAAAGAUAUUGCCCAAGUAUUACUCAAAGAAUUCAAAUCACAAGGAUAUAAUGUUCCAACAAUGAACUGUCCCAACUUCGUUUUGCAACUGAGGAGUCUAUAUGACAAAACAGUGAAGAAGUUCCUACCCCAAGUAGGAAAAGUUCUUAAAUUGGAUAACACAAGGAUGAAGGAAACCCUUCAAAUUACUCCUCGUGAAAACAAAGAGACCAUCAUUGACAUGGCCUAUUCUCUGAUUGAAGGUGGCUUCAUCAAGAAGAUCUUCCUCAAAAGUGCUCCUUAG
Messenger RNA from Acanthosepion pharaonis, 1071 nucleotides. The record is from the annotation of a GenBank genome assembly. NCBI's taxonomy places the organism in Eukaryota, Metazoa, Mollusca, Cephalopoda, Sepiida, Sepiidae.